AUGAAUAUUACAUCAGCAGUUUGUUGGUGCAACAUCUGGGACAAGAACACAAUUGUGAAUGUGGGUCCCGAUGUCCUGUGCCUGCGCAAUGGCAAUGCCAUCAAGUUUGUUCACAUGCAGACGAAGGCGGUGCAUUUCUUUAAGCCGGAGACGGUGGCCACGGGACUGAACAUCAGUGCUUUUGCCGGGCACAAUCGUUUUCCGCUCUUCGCCUUCGCUGAGGUCGUCCUGCGGCCCAAUAUCUAUAUAUAUCGCUAUCCGGAUAUGGCCAAGUUCAGUUCCAUUCCACCCCACUUGAUAAGCUACACCGACAUCCGCUUCUCGGAACUCGACCUUCUGGUCGCCGUGGGCGGCUAUCCUGACUACUGCCUGUGCGUCUACAACUACCGCACUGGAUCCCUGGUCCUGGAACAACCCACCGGUGUGCCCACCGUGGCAAGAGGCAUUGUUAUCAGCUUCUCCAUUCUGCCCAGCAUCAUUCAGUGGAACAAACAGGAGAUGAGCCUCGUCUGCUACGACAUCUGCACCGUCGAGAAGGAGUACUUCCUGUACAAGGUGGCCGAAGUGGAGCUGGGCAAGGAUUUUCUCAAGUCCUGGGAGCGUUGCCUGACCUUCGGCGAGGACACCAUCCUGUACUGCACCAAUGACUUUGGUCACCUUCUCACGGUGGACGUGGCCUGCUUCUACCUGAAGCCCCAGUGGGAACCUGUUUACGACGCGGAUCUCGAGGGGGAGAGGAUGCCCCGCGCCCACGGCCUCAUCUACCAUCGAUCCGGGUUUGUCAUCUGGAAUAGCUCGACUGCUUAUUACCUAAAGAAGAAGGGAGGUGUUUAUAAGGUCGAGUGGGAGCUUGAGUCCCGCGUGCACGGGGUCAACCGCUUCCAUAGCAACAGCAAUGGCGAGAUCUACGCGGAGCGGCGACCGGGUCACAUUGACCAGGUGAUUAUAGAUCGCAACGGGGCGGCUACGCUGGAGUGCGUGGUUCCGACGGGUCGUCCGGUGAUCACGUUCCGGGUGCUCCAGGGCCUCAAGGACGAGUGCGUGUGUGUGCUGCACGACGAGGGGGUGGCCAUGAUGGAUCUGGCCAAGGGUCACACGCUCUGCGAGGUGGCCGUUCCUGCGGCAAGCGCAAUGUGCAACCAUCGCAGUUUGGCUUUGGUGGCCGUGGGCACCAUGGAUGCCCGCCUCGUCUUAAUCCAGUUCGAGCGGGCUAGUUUGCCCCAUGUCCUGUGUGAAUUGCAGCUGGAGACGGCGGGCGUGGUGGGUGUGGACUUCAACGACAGCUGGCUGGUGUUCCAGGACCAGGCCAAGUUGCUACAUGUCGUUCAGGUGGACAACAGGCCGCACAAGCUGACGCACUACUUCGAGAUGAGCCAGGUGGAGCUGGGCCAGGUGUUCGUCCACACCUUCCUGCUGGCCGAUGGGCCGCGUCUGAUGGUCUUCAUCAACCGGGAUCGCAGCAUGAAGCGUCCCGGCUUUGCCACCGAACUGUGGCUCUUCCAGUGGGGCAAGGACAAGCGGCUGCAUCGGCGCGAGUAUGUCCUGCCCAAGGAGUACGGCUUCUUCUGCGUCCAGCCACCGGUGGGAAGGUGGGCGGUCAUCGAGAUCGUGGCCACUGAGUACAACACCCUGAACUUUGACCAGUUUGCGCUGAACGAACGCGACGAACUGCAGUGGAUGGCCUCCACCCAGUCGGGGCACUUCAGCUUCAUUCUGGGCGCCGGCAUGACCAAGCAUCUGGUCACCUGGAGCAUGGGCGGCAUCCUGGUGCACUUCAAGCAGCACAAGCGGGCCAAGAAGCCGUUCAUGAUCUGCCGUUUCCUCAAUUUGGGCAUGCAAACGGAGUACAUACUGCGCGUGAAGGAGUGCUUUAAUUCCAAAUACCUGAUCAUCCUGCUGGCCAACAAGAGCAUGCGGGUGAUGCGACUGCCAUCCUUAGCGGACUUUGUGAGGGAAAAUGUCGCUUUGCCGCUGCCCGUGGAGGAGGGCAUUCCUUGUUUCAUAGAGGAGGUGAUCCACAAGGUGGACCUCUUUGUGCCGCUGAGUCUGCGGCAGGAGGUCAAGGAGGAGUACACGCGGGCGGAUCUGUUGAAGCGCGAUAAGUUGUUGGCCCAGAUAAAGGACUUUGCCGCCAAGGUGACGGCGCUGAUCGAUUAUGAUAUCUCCAAGACGGGAAAAACACGCGGCAUCUUCAAGAAGUUCUGCUUUCACUACCGCUGGCUGGAUGCCCUCACCGAGGAGGCCCACAAGUUGUGCGCUUUGGAAAGGGAAUCUCUGGAACGGGCAAUUGCGGAUCAGGCCAGGAUUCGCGAUUGGAUAAUGCGCCUGGUGACCCGCGAUGCGGUGAGCAUUAACUAUAGGGUGCGCUCCAUUUUCGCGGAUGCCAAUUUCGAGAGCUUCUCGGUGCGACGCAAAAUCGAGAUGACGGAGUUCGACAAGUAUCGGUUCUAUGACCUCGAGGACCAUUUGCGCGUCUCCCUGGGUUCCUUCGAGGAGGAGGAGGCACCACCAGCUGCCGCUGCCGCUGCAGCUCAUGCUCCUCCCCCAGCCAUCGAAGAUGAAGAAUACGUCGACGAUGAGGAAGUGAAGGAAGUGGCUGUCCAGGGACUCCGUGAACUCAAGCAGUUCGUGGUGGAGGGACCCAGUGUCUACGAGCACAUCAUGGCGCCUGUUUUCCAGCUGCAGGACAAGAAUCUGGUGACCUCGAACCAGCUGUUCAACUACAACUGCAAGAUCCGCUACUACCUCAACGACCCGCUCAAGCAGGAGUUCAACAAGCUCUUCCACGAGGCCCAGCAGCUCAAGCAGGACACCAUCGACAGUGUGAUGAGCACGAAUGUGGUGCUGAACAAGAUCUACGAUAAUAUGAACAUAAUGCUGCGCCUGCUCAAUAUGGAUCAGUUCGAGGUGCCCGAGCUCACGGUUCCUUCGCUGGCCCCCGACGAGGUGAUCAAGCGGAUCAUGGAGGUGGAUGACUCUGAGAUCAAGGCAAUCAAUCGCCGCAAACCCAAGACCAUCGAUACGGGCGGCAAGAAGGGGCGUCUCCUCCUGUGGAGCACCGAGUUCUGGGCGCGGGCCCUGAUCGUCAUGAUGGACGGGGUGCUGGAGAAGCUGUGGGAGGAGGAGAUCAAGAAGGACAUACCGGAGCCGGAGUUCGUGCAGAAGAAGCAGCCGCACGAGUACAAUCUCGAGGAGCAGAAGAUCUUCCGGGCCUACGAGGAGGCAGUGCGACUCCUUGAGCUCGAUCGCCGCAAGUAUCUGCGCAUCCUGCACGAGAACGAGGAGAAGACGCUGGCCUUGAAGGCCGCCCAGAUCCUGAAGCUCAACCAGCGCGUCGCCGAGCUGAUGAUCGUGAAGCUCAAGUACGACUUUGCCCUCAAGCAAGGUCAACUGCGACUGCUCACCCUCGAGCAGAUCAACUUCGGCCGGGUGCAGUUGCAAAAGCGCUUUAGUAUGUUUCGCAAGGAUAUCGACAAGUUGAACGACUAUAUGACGCGUUAUGGCAAUCUCCUGGAUUUCUACGACAAGGCCUUUCUCGAUGUGAAGACUCGACUGGAGGCUCAGCAGACCCGCGAUCGAGCUGUGGAGCGUCAGUUCCGCGGGCAGUUCCUGCCGCUGGUGCCCCAUGCCACCCAUGAGAUGACCAAGCUGUUCAAGAAGCGACCCAAGCUGCCCGGCAAGGUCUUCAACUCGGUGCUCAUCUGUAUGGAGGCCUCGAACAAGCUGAGCGGCAAGCCCAGCCACCGAACGCCCUUUCCGCUGCCCGACGACGUCCUCGAGUUCCUCAACUACCUGGCCGAAUUCGACCAGCCCAAGCAGUGUCCGCCGCAGGUGGACGCCAAGUCCUGGGACACCUUCGUCAAGCUGCGGCGCCAGAAGACCGAGAGCGAGCUGCGACUGAAGGGCAUUGGCUACCAGCUGCUCGACAGCCAGAACCUUCUGUCUCUCCUCAACAAGGACCUCGCGGCGCUCAAGGAGUCUAAGGUCCUGACGCAGCGCAAUGCCGAGGAGAGCAUCCAAACUUAUUUGGAAAAGAUGAGAAACAUGACGAUCCAGUUGACCCUCACCAAGGGCCAGGUGGAGGUUUCGGUGCUGGGUCAGUUCACCAAUCUCUCCAACACAGUGCUAAUGCACGUGGACGACAUCAACGAUGUGAAUCGCCAGAUACAGGAUGCCGGAAACAAGAAGAUCAAGGCCAUGCAACGAGUGGCUGUCUUCAGGCGCCAGGUGAUCUUCAAGGAGUGGGAGCACAAGCUGUACAAGGCCAAUAUAGCGUACUUGAAGUACAUGCUGGACGCCAUCGAGAAGUGCAAGGUGUCCAUGGAGUUCCUCAAUAUCCUGCGCAACUGGGAGAAGGUCAAGACGGAGCGACAGAAGUACAUUGCCGGCGCCAUCGAACGCGUGAUCGAGCAAAAGAUAGCUGUCUUCAAGAGGAACAUCGAACGUGUGAACAUGACUAUCGACACGGUCAAGGCCCAGACCUUGGAGGUGAAGCGCAGCAGUCACGCCAUCGACUCCAAGAUCGAGCGGAUCAAGGUGGACGUCACUUUCCAGAACACUAUGCGCGAUACCAUGAUGGAGGACAAGCGGGAUCGCGAGCAGCGCGAACGAAUGUCGCAGAUUAAGACCCACCGGCAGCUCAUGGAGAAUGUGCGCCGCCACUACGCCCAUGUGCUGGAAUUGCAGACGAUACUGGAGCUGCUUCGUCUGCGAACCUACCCCACACUGGGCCCACCCCUGCCCCAAUGUCAUCCGCCGGUGCCGGAGCACAUCCUCAGUUCGGUGCCCUAGGCGAAGUUCAACCCGAGGA
Drosophila takahashii is the source of this 4810-nucleotide messenger RNA. RefSeq lists its product as uncharacterized. Gene Ontology annotation, molecular function: protein binding. The record is from RefSeq and is a predicted model, not a curated record. Gene Ontology annotation, biological process: cilium assembly. NCBI's taxonomy places the organism in Eukaryota, Metazoa, Arthropoda, Insecta, Diptera, Drosophilidae. Gene Ontology annotation, cellular component: axoneme.